This is a messenger RNA of Pseudogymnoascus verrucosus, 3862 nucleotides long. RefSeq lists its product as uncharacterized. The transcript is spliced from 4 exons. Bases 1271 to 3712 code for a protein of 813 amino acids. NCBI's taxonomy places the organism in Eukaryota, Fungi, Ascomycota, Leotiomycetes, Thelebolales, Thelebolaceae. The record is from RefSeq and is a predicted model, not a curated record.
AUGAAAUCGACCCCUGGUCUUUUGACCGCCCGAUUCUGCCACCCACCCAUUUUAAUGAAAUCGACCACGAUUUCUUUUACCUUUAAUAGUAGAUUAGUACGACGGUGCGCACAGACACGCCGACGUACUCUUCACUAGGAAAGUGUGGCUGCUGAAGAUUCCGCGUUCCACUCCUUUCAGAACUGAUCUGUGGCUUGUCACGGAAUAACUUGACCACGAUUGUCUUAGUCAGCGUCUUCAUCACUGUCACCAACUAGGCUCUGCGGAUAUAAGUCUUACCUCGGACAACAUGUGACGACCACGGCAUCGCUUCAGACGAAAGAAUGGCAAUAGCAUGGCUACAAGCAUCCAUGUGGCACUGCGGAGUUUCUUCUAUAAUUAGGGAACCCCCCUCUCACGGCAAUGGUUACUGGCUGCUUGUUUGCAAGAAGUGGCAAUUCUUCUGUCAUGCAAUACUCGGCCCUUCUGCUCUAUAAACUACCAGAAGGUAGUAGCUUUCCCUUUUUGGCGUUAUCGUUCUUACCUCUUUCUCGAUUGGGCGUUGGCUCUUCCUGUGCCUGGCGUUCAGCCGCUCCCUCACGUGCAUGAGCGGGGUUUUCCUAGGAAAGAGGCUCGUAUCGAAGCCUUCCAAGACGCCUCUCACACAUUAUGGCUGCCACGCUGUGCCCUGGGGUCGACUAGGCGAGUAUACUCAUUGGUUGGGAUACCAUGUAAUAGUGAAACCUCCUGGAGUGCGCAUUGACAUACCUUCUAGAGUGCGCAUUGACAUGAAAUGUGGAAUCUUUUGGGCAUGUACGAAGUACUUAAGGCCCCAAUCCUUAAUCUCCUAAUGAGUUUGGUUAAGCCAGUGGCAGUACUUCUAUUAAAAUACCCUAUUAUCUUCGUCAUGGAGGCUCAAGAAGGCCCCAACGUCUUAUUACCCCUACAACGAAGCUUAUUUUCCUGGUUAAAGCCUGUUACUUUCGAGCUAGCUCAAUCUCCAUUGCUGUAUGCCAAGCUUCCUACUGUCGAAUGGUGGAAGGAGAUAGAGUUUCCAGUUUAAACACUAGUUGUAUAAAGGUGUUUUGCUAUCACCUAGUGUUUUCCCUCCACUAUUUUACAAACAACUUCAUUCUUUUGUUGUUUGGGUUGAUUUCACAUCUCCGUACUUUCAUUACUGCUGCAUCAGAUAUUUGCACCUACAUUCGUUACUAGUUCAUGUUAUUCCGAGGUCUUCAUCGUAUCAGUAUAUUUAACAACUCACGAUAAUACAACGAUCGAAAAAGCGAUCAUGAAAUCCCUCCUAUACGGCUUGGCCGCCUUUUCGCUUUGGCAGACUGGUUUAGCGGUCAAAGACUCGAAUGGCAACUACAUUCUCAAACCUGUCACAGAUCCGAGUCUUCUUAGCGUGAGAGAUCCAGAGAGAACAAUCACCAUCUUGGAACCAAUCCUUCCAAGCGAGAUGGGACUUCACCGAAGGGCCGGCCAUUUUCCAGUCGGGCUUCAAAAUGACACUAGCAUAUUCUGGGGACAGGGUGGCAAUGGCUCCAACGUGAUGGUCAAUUUGACGCUGGCAACCGGCGAAACCCAAAUGAUUCUGUCGAUGGACCACUUCAAGGAAGAACUUGCAAGUGUGAUCUGCGAUGAUGAUCUAACCCUUACUUUCAAGGACGAGACGACGUACCAAGACGCCAUAGACGACUGGGAGUGGGUCAACUUCGAAGAGAAGCGCACAUUCAUCAUGAUAGUCAACUACGGUGGUUGCUCUUCAGAAAGUGGUCGACAACCCUGGGUUGUGACCGCUGCCACAUACGAUAAUGCAAACUUUCGCGUCGAGUUCACAGCCAAUCAAACGGAAUGGUAUGACCUGAACAAUCCAUACGAGAUCGAGUGGGGGACAUACACUCCUCUCAGUCAAUCUGCACUUGCAGCUCGCUGGAAUCCUUUCGACGCUCUCAACGACCUCACAUCGCCAAAUUCGAGCCCCGAGUUCGAUGUAAAUCUCGCACACAGUAUCCCAGAGACAUUAUGGGAGAAGACUACAGCUUCAGGUUUGGAUCUUACCAUUGGCUGCGAUGCAUGCGGAACUACAGGAAAAAUCACAAUCGCUGGCAAGCUCAAGGGAUCGCUUCUGAGACUGUCCAUCGACGAAGCUUACGUCCAGGCGAUCCCGUCAAACAUAAGAGCUGAUUUCAACCCCUCCUUCACUGUUGCUGGUGAGUUGGUAGGGGGCUGGAAGAAGAGCUGGGACAUUCUCAAAGUUCCUCUUUCCGAAUUUAGCAUUCCUCUUGUCUUCAGCGUCGGUCCUGAGUUGAGGCUCAGUGCUGGGUUCGAGUUGAGCGGGGUGCAAGGUUCUGCAACAGUUAAGACUGGCAUCUCGGCCAGGAUUCCGGAUUCUGCCACAGCCAAAGUAGAUUUCCAUGGCAGUGGUACCCACGUUGAUGGAUGGAAGCCCGAUAUCACGACGAAGCCCAUCACCUUUGAGGCAGAGGUUCAAGGUACACUAGCAAUUUAUACUGCUAUUGGCGUUGAUAUUGGCAUGACGGUCUUCAAGAAAAUCGACUUUGGUGUUGGUCUCGAGCUGCAAGUACCGAAAGUCACAAUGACGCUUGGCGCAGAGUUCAACUCAGCAGGCGAGGUUUGCCCCAACCGCCCCGAGAUGUUUGGAGUCAAAUUUGACGCGAGCAUUGGUGUUGAUCUCAAGAUCCAAGGAUGGAAUGGCGACAAGGACAGGCCAUUCUUUGAGGAGGACCUCUGGAACGCUCCAGACCUCUACAAGUUUCCUCACGUCUGCAUUCCAUUUGAGUUCGGUACCAAGUCUCCCAUUAGCUUGACCAAGUUGGUAUCUGUUCCAACAUCAACCAAGGUUGCAUCAACUACUUCUGAGACACCAGCUCUAACGAAGGAGCCUGUUACCACUGGGGAGCCUAGCAAAGCCACCUCUACUAAGGAACCCGCUACAAUUGAACCUAGCAAGCCCACGACCAGCACAAAGCUUACUUCCGAGGAGCCAAGCAAACCUACAACACUCAUUCAUUCUACAACUGAGGUUACCACAAUUGAGCCUACUAGAAAUCAAACCGCUAUCACCGUCGUUGAACCAACUACCACAGGGGGAUCUAGUACAGGGACUGCCAACCCUACUUCUAUUGAGCGUACAACUACCGGCCAUCCCCCCAUUGGCACUGGACCCAUAGUUCCUUCAGGAACAGGCCCCGCAGUAAAUACUUAUCCUCCGACCAGUGGUAAGCCAGGUGGUCCAAUCCUCUCGAACUCAACUGGUAUCUGGAUCUCAAAGCAAUCGUCCCCGACAACGACUCCAAUCAUUGGGUACUUCCCACAGCCACCUACGACUGUAACUGCACCUAUCACCGACUACUUCCCUGAGUCAACUGCGGGCCCCUAUAAUCCUGGUAAGCCAGACGGUAAUCAACAAGGUCCUGGCGAGGGAGAUCCCAAUACAGGCCCAACCACCACCACUAUAACAACCUCACCAACAUACCCAACGCUCGUUCCCGGCCCCGGCAAACCACCAGGAAAUUACAACUCCACCAUCACAACUAGCACCUUCACAUCCAGCUACAAUAUCUCCACAUCAGCUAUCCAUUAUACCACGCCGCCAGUACCUACGACUAGCUUGCCGGUGUAUGGGUAUGGUUAUGGGAAUGGGGGACCUGAGGAUCAUACGAAGGGUUAUAGACCCAGGGGACGCUUGGCGAGACAUUUGGUUUGAAAAAUUCAUAGUGGUGGACUAAAGUGUCGAGAUGGGAUGUGAUUAAUUCUAUUGUGUAGUUUGAGUGGGUUAUAGAAUUUGGGAAUGUUGGGUAAUAGAUGGGAUUAUAGAUACCUGUAGGAUAUGACAUGGGGCGAUCUUAGAUUCGAG